AUGAACGCUUGCUUUCAUCGUUUUAUUUUAUACGUCUCUGCACCUGACCUCGUGUCGUCCCGCCGCAUUGCACUCGUCUCUCACCGCGCAUCUGCGCGCAUGCCGACAAUCGUGACGGCGUCAGCGGCGUCACCACGAGUGGCGGCGGAGGCGGCGCCGUCUGUGCCCGUGGCGGACCUGCUCGCGGCGGCGGAGGCUGCCGCAAACAAGGGCGCUGCGGUGAUCAUGGCGGCGCUGGACAAGCCGCGCGACAUCACGUACAAGGGGGCCACGGACCUCGUCACCAACACGGACCGCGAGAGCGAGGAGGCGGUGGUGGCGGAGAUCCUGCGGCGCUUCCCGACGCACCUGCUGCUGGGGGAGGAGGGCGGAGUCAUUGGGGACUCCGCCUCGCCCUUCCUCUGGUGUGUCGACCCCCUCGACGGCACGACCAACUUCGCCCACGGGUACCCGUCCUUCGCCACCUCGGUCGCCGUGCUCUUCCGAGGCAAACCCGUCGCCGCCUGCGUCGUGGAGUUUGCAGGGGGGCCGCACUGCUGGGUCACACGCACCUUCACCGCCUCAUCAGGCGGAGGAGCCUUCUGCAACGGCCAUCCCAUCCAUGCCAGCGCCACUGCCAAGGUGGAGCAGUCGCUGCUGGUGACGGGGUUUGGCUACGAGCACGAUGCUGCGUGGUCCGCUAACAUCGAUCUCUUCAAGCACUUCACUGACGUCAGCAGGGGGGUGCGGCGGCUGGGAGCAGCAGCGGUGGACAUGUGUCACGUGGCCCUGGGCGUGGUGGACGCCUUCUGGGAGUUCCGUCUCAAGCCCUGGGACAUGGCUGCUGGCGUCCUCAUAGCAGAGGAGGCGGGGGCACAGGUGACGCGCAUGGACGGGGGUGACUUCUCUGUCUUUGACCGCUCCGUGCUCAUCACCAACGGCCCCCUGCACGACCAGAUGCUGGCCACUAUCGCCCCGACCACCAUGGGGCUCAUCGCUGAUGGCUUUGACUUCUCCCAUUGGUUCAAGCCAGCAGACUACGAAUCUGAUGUAUAG
Molecule: messenger RNA, 1035 nt
Organism: Closterium sp. NIES-65
Lineage: Eukaryota; Viridiplantae; Streptophyta; Zygnematophyceae; Desmidiales; Closteriaceae
Source: the annotation of a GenBank genome assembly